This is a messenger RNA of Ruditapes philippinarum (Manila clam), 3788 nucleotides long. Its product is annotated as acid phosphatase type 7-like. Gene Ontology annotation, molecular function: hydrolase activity. The record is from RefSeq and is a predicted model, not a curated record. The transcript is spliced from 3 exons. NCBI's taxonomy places the organism in Eukaryota, Metazoa, Mollusca, Bivalvia, Venerida, Veneridae. The annotation marks the transcript as partial.
UUAUUCAACGGAGGUCUAUUUCACCAAUAACGAAAGAUACGUUUGUCAGCAGUUUGAUUGGUUAACAAGUGAUUUGAGAACAGCCAAUCAAAAUAGAGAUAAAAGACCAUGGAUCAUUGCGUUUGGACAUCGACCAAUGUACUGCUCAAAUAACGACGGUGAUGAUUGUGCAGAUGCUUUUUUGAGGGGAUGGGUGAGAUCUGGACUUGAGUCAUUGUUUCAUGCCCAAGGUGUUGACCUUGUGAUCGAGGCACAUGAGCAUUCAUACGAGAGACUAUAUCCUAUAUUUGACGGGAAGGUAGAGCGGUUUAACUAUAUCAAUCCAAGAGCUCCUGUUCACAUUAUUACUGGUGCAGCUGGGUCAACAGAAGGAAUAGAUGGCUGGGAAGAUUCACCAAAACAUUGGUCGGCAUUCAGGUUCACUAGAAAGCCACAUCAACAGAAUAUCCAGUCAUUCGGCGUUCUUGAAAUCCAUAACACUAGUCAUUUACUAUUUAUACAAAAUGAUGCUUUGGAUAAUUCAACAAUGGAUCAUUUUUGGCUUGUUCAAGAAAAUCACGGUCAAUUUGUAGAAAAUAUAAGUUGUCGCGGACCUUAUGUACACAAGUCUUGUAUCUGUAAAAUGCCUUUGAUGUCACUUAUUGCAUUUUUUAUACCAUUUACUUUAGGUUUGCUUCUAGCUAUACCUACCGUUGGUAUUUAUGCGUAUAGAUUAUUCAAACGUCGUCGUUCUGAGCAUCUGCAUAAAAUUCAUGGUAUAUGCAACAACAACAAAAGCAGAUACAAUAGAAGCGUUUCGGAUUCGUCAUUUGAGGACAGUAAUACUGAACAUCUUCUGGAAGACUUUGAUUUGUGAACAUAGUCUACAUUUAAAUGUAUCCGUCCAGUUGAUCGUACUUUUAUUACAUGUAAAUGGUUUCUUUCUUGUUCACAUAUGCAUGUAUAUGCUUUUAAGUGACACUUUUGAACUAUCUUAGAAAUUGAUAUCCAUCAUUCCAUGUAGUUUUAUGACUUUAUUCUUACUGUGUGCUCCGGAAUGCUGCAGUGUCUUCGCUGCUGAUCUUCGGGUUGCGAAUUUGAUCUGAAACUACUUAUUAUCUUUCGGUCGAGACAAUUAACAUGUUUUAAGCCGGUUUAAAUACAGUAGUUAAAUAAUUUUAUAUUCAGGUCUUUUCAUGGUCAAAACAGGUAUCUGCAUAAUCACCUGUUUAAAAUGUUACAAGAAAACGUUACAAAACCUUGUGACGUGUAUCUGUGCCAUUACAUUAUUCAUCGCUCCAAUAUCACAUGUAAUAUAUGUGCCGUUCAUGUAUUUAUAUUGUUUUAUAUUUUACGGUUUUAGUCGUGAUUAUAAUUAUUGCUAAAAUUUGGUUCUGUACAUAUGUCUAUUUUCAGUUUUGCCAGUUUUGCCUUGUUGGGCCUUCUUUAGGGAUUUUGUUUUUUCUCCAGGCAUAGCUAAAAUUUUAUGAUUAAUCGUUUGUCAACAUUUGCAUUAGUUUAACUUUAUCAUUGCUUUAUAUCGGUAUUAUUUGUAUCUCCAAUCCUUACAUGUGAUACAUUUUGUUCUUGUAAAUGUGUUUAUUUAAGUGCAUUGGGGUUGAAUACAUGGAAUUAUUUGUCAGGGCGAAUAUCUACCCAAUAACUGUUUCUUCCAAUUUUAAACAAUAAGCUUCUAUCUAGGUAAAUCGUAUGUAAGGUCAACUUACCUUUACAAAAUGUUACAUAAAUUAUGCUUUAUUUUCCUAACGGUCACUUAUUUUAUACACUCUCUUAUUUUCAAAUGCAGUUAAAUCUUUUUUCUGAAACUACAUGAAAUAUUUACUUAAAUCUAAUUUAAUAAAUCAUACAAGAACUAUGGCACCGAUACACAACAUGUGUGAAUGUAACUUUAGUUACUGGUACCUUCCGGAUAAUACAAUGCUUAAAUAUUACAAAAGUUGCGUCUUUCAAAAUUCCAUUUUAUUUAGUUCUACCCAUUCUUUUCUCGUUUAGGGCACAUGAAUUUUUUUUUACUUUGGGACCAUAUGCCGCUUUUCAUGGAAUGGCACUAACAUGUCACAUUAAAGGUUAUGUAAACGCAUCUGCGGAUGUUUCAAAAUUCUAAAUUUUACUAGUGCAUGUUAAAAUGUUGAAUUCUGCUUAAGCCGGGGCUAGGGGGGGGGGGGGGGGCGGUAGUUUGCACUUGACAGUACCGUCCAUAAACAGGCUCAAUCGAACCGAGCCUGCAACAUUUUCAAUUUUGCCGUGUUGGGUUUUCUUUAGGGUUUCUUAUUUCUCUUUUUGUGCUCCUCUCAUAUCGAUGAUUACCUGGCAUAUAUGUUAAAUAUAUGUAAAUUUGUACAUGAUAUUGUAAACAGCAUUAGUAUUAUAAGUCCCCUACCGGUUUAACCGGAGGGGACUUUAGGUUUACCCUCCGUCCGUCUGUCUGUUUGUAUGUCUGUCCGUCUGUCUGUCUGUCUGUCUGUCAGUCCGUCAGUCCGUCCGUCCACAAAACUGGAUCCGCGAUAACGUAAAAAGUACUGAAAAUAUUUUAAUGAAACUUGAUAUAUGGAUAGAUGGCAGUAUGGAGAUUAUGCACGCUUUUUUUUCUUCCUAUGUUGAAAAUUCUGGUUGCUAUGGCAACAAAUAGUCUGAAAAUAUGGCAAAUUUAACACAUAAACUGGAUCCAGUGAUAACUCAAAAAGUACUGAAAAUAUUUUUAUGAAACUUGAAAUAUGGGUAGAUGGCAGUCUGGAGAUUAUGCACAUCUUUUUCUUUUCUUCCUAUGUUGAAAAUUCUGGUUGCUAUGGCAACAAAUAGCCUGAAUUUCAAGAUUUCUGAUUUGAAUUUACAGCUUUUUCACUAUAUGUUCUUUAUUUCUUAAGGUGUUUACUUCAAACUUUAAAUAUAAGUUUCUGGUCAUCAACCGCCUCAUAUUUGACAAGGUUUAUAACUCUAGCACAAAAAUUAUCAGUAUUACCUCCCUUGAACUUAGAUUUUUUAGGGGAAAAAAUGGUGUCUUUUUUAAAUAACUUCUUUGAUUUAAAUUUUUCAGCUUUUUCACUAUAUGUUCUUUAUUUCUUAAGGUGUUUACUUCAAACUUUAAAUAUAAGUUUCUGGUCAUCAACCGCAUCAUAUGUGACAAGGUUUAUAACUCUAGCACAAAAAUUAUCAGUAUUACCUCCCUUGAACUUAGAUUUUUUAGGGGAAAAAAUGUUGUCUUUUUUAAAUAACUUCUUUAUUUCCUAAUGUAUCUACUUCAAACUUCAUAUAUAUGUUUCUUAUUAUCACUCAACAUUUUUGGGAAGGUUAAAUACUCUAGCAAGACUAUUUCCAGAAUUAUGUCCCCCUUGAACUUAGAUUUUUUUCGAGAAACAGGUAUUUUCACUCCAAUUUCUUUAUUCCUUAUAGGAUUUAGUUUAAAAUCCCACAUCGUAAUAAUAUGACAAGGUUGUAUAAACAUAAUUUCCUUACUAGACAUGGAAACUUAACACAUUAAUGUGAUAUAGACAAACUUAGAACUCAAAAGAUUUAAGUUCAUUCAUGUCAUUCAUUCACUGGUAAAUUUGAAUGGCAAAUGGCCCAUCAGAAUAUUGCUGGGGUUCUAACCGGUAGGGGACUUAUGGAUUGCUUGCAAUACUAUGAUAAUUGCUUGUUUUUGUUUUAGAAUAGUUUAGAUUUAAAGUGUGCUUUGUUAAGACAAUUGAUGACAUCACCUCAAGUAUUUGUGAGAUUUAUACUUUGUUACUAUAGAUACUGGUAAUUUAUUCUUUAAAUGAAUAAUUAUACUGUGAGCAAUAAAUACAAAU